Messenger RNA from Numida meleagris (helmeted guineafowl), 7223 nucleotides. It is a transcript of the gene TRIM66, whose product is annotated as tripartite motif containing 66. NCBI's taxonomy places the organism in Eukaryota, Metazoa, Chordata, Aves, Galliformes, Numididae. The transcript is spliced from 20 exons. The record is from RefSeq and is a predicted model, not a curated record. Gene Ontology annotation, molecular function: zinc ion binding; protein binding. Bases 525 to 4016 code for a protein of 1163 amino acids.
UUUCAGCUGCAAGGAACUUCCUCUUUCUUCAAAGGGACCGAGUAAGUGUUGUUUCUGAGAAGGUGCAUCCCGCUGUUGCCUUCUAGUUUGCGCUUGAGAGAUCAAGUGUUUUGUGAAGUGGAGGGGCUGUCAUGAGCCAUUUUGUGACUCUUCAUGUUUUUGAUGUCAAACCUCAGCCAACGGCAAUGGAACCCCUGGAUGUGCUGAGGAACUGCUUGGUGUGCAAAUGGGACCUGUGCAGGAGAGACCCCAGGAUGCUGCCUUGCCUUCACUCCUUCUGUAAGGACUGCCUUCCAGAGCUGAUUCAGGGAUACAGCUACAUUUCCACUGGGUGUGAAGUUCUUUAUGAAGAUUUUAGAAACAUGCAGGGAUAGAAGAUAUUUUCCCUGAGGUGAUGAUUAUCUGCAUUGAUGUGAUAACAUAAACUAGGUAUUCUUUCCUGCCCGGUGUGCAAACAGACCUGUUUUGCAAGAGAUGUAGUUGAAAAUUGCUUUCUCAAGGAUUUUCCCACUGCUAAUUCAGCUAUGGCAAAGAGCUGCUCCACGUGUAAAGAGAAGAGACCUGCUCACAGUCUCUGUACGAGCUGCAAUAAGUGGUUGUGCAGCACGUGUACAGAGGAACACAGACAUGGCAAGGAAACUGGAGAUCGCUUCCUGUCUGUAUCCCUGAAGGGCUGCACAGCGACUGAAGACGAGGCAAGUGAGUUUCCCUUACUUUGUCCGGUGCACGCUCAAGAACCGCUCAAGCUCUUCUGUGAGUCCUGUGAUAUCCUCACAUGCAGCAGCUGCCUGCUGACAGACCAUAAGGAACACAGAUUCAGACAUCUUGAUGAAGCUUUGCAAAAUCAGAGAGCUAUCCUGGAAAAUGUCGUAGCUAAAGUGGAAGAGAAAAAAAGUGGCAUUCAGGUUUCAGCUAAACAGAUUGAAGACAGGUUGCUUGAAGUAAAACAUGUAUACAAAAAGGUAGAAAAUCAAAUCAAAAUGGCCAAGAUGGUUUUGAUAAAUGAAAUCAAUAAACGAACAAACAUCCUUCUUGAACAACUUGAAAAAAUCACAAAUGAAAGGAAGCAGAAAUUGGAGCAACAACUGCAAGGUGUUGUGGUUUUAAGUACACAGGUUGAACACGUGCAGAACUUUGUCAACUGGGCAGUGUGCAGUAAAAACAGCAUCCCAUUUCUCUUCAGUAAAGAACUGAUUGUAUUUCAGAUCCAGCGCUUGUUAGAGACGAACUCUAACACAGACGUAGCCCCUCCUCUGAAGAUCAGAUUUACUUGGGAUCCCUCCUACUGGAGUAAGCAACUGUCCAAUUUUGGAGGUUUCACUACAGAAGGUGGACCCUUUACACAUUCAGAUGUCCUCCUCUAUGGCAAUGUGCAAGGAUUACAGACACCCUUGUAUCAUGGGCACCAUUGCCCAGUGUCACAGCUGGAGCCUGUGAAUAGCCAGCCACAUCAGUUUCCCCCUGCAGCUCAGUGUCCUAUUCCGGUGUGUUGCUCACUCUGCCUCAGUAUACCUCACCCAAACAAAGCUCAGCCUUCUCACCAGAACAUACAUCCCCAUCAGCAUUUUCGACAGCCUCCCGAACUGCAUCAGCAGCACUUUCCUCUGCAGUACAGCGUGCAACAACGUGACAAAGAGCAGAGGAGUGUUUCCCAGCCUCUGAAGCCAGCACAGUCUGGGCUAGAGCAGCAGUCAAGGUCCGAGUCUGAGAAUGCAUCUGGAAGGACAGGAAAGCACUUAUCAUCCCAGCAGCUGCAACAGACUGCACCUCUGGGUUAUGCUGUUGUAUCACAUGAGGCUCAGCAAGUUCACACAAGCCAUCCACAGCCAUUUAGCUCACAGACAUCAACUGUGCAAGUGCAGCUUGGCCAUCUUCAGAAGAUAAAGUCUAACCACGUGCAGGAGCCACCACAGCAGCAGCUGUCACCAGCAUCACCACCUCCAAGUCAAUAUGAAAACACCCACAAACAAGUCAUGCAGCAGAGCCUGGACAUAAUGCAACACCAGUUUGAACUGGAGGAGAUGAAAAAGGAUCUGGAGCUUCUUCUCCAGGCCCAAGGACAGUCCAGCUUGCAGCUGAACCAAGCCAAGCCACCUCAGCAUGUUCAACAGACCAUAGUUGGUCAGAUAAAUUACAUAGUGAGGCAACCAGCCCCAGUUCAGCAACAAAUUGAAGAUGAAGCACAAGUCUGUGAGAAUUCCACUGAACUUGAUGCCCAGAAGCCUGUAGUUCCUCUUGAGAGAAGCGAUGUACCAUCCAUGUCCCAAUCAUUAGAUGAAGAAGUCAGUGUCAGCAGUCACUCCCCUGAGACAACACCGCAACAAUCAACUUUCCAUCCAGUGAGAAAGCGUUCAGCAUCAUUAGGCAUUGUGGGCUUUUCAAACGAUUUAGAAAUGGAACUACCUUCAACAAGAUUAUCUAGGUCGGCCGAUCCACAGGUGCAAGGCAUAGGCUCUGCAGCACUUAGCCCAUCCCUGAACACCCGCUGUGACUGUGAUACUCCACCAGAGCCAGUGCCCAGCUACAGCUUGGCGUUGGGAAGAACUCCGGCUGAGCUGAGCCCUGGGGUUUCUUCUACCCUCAUACCAGGUGAUGCACAUCAUCAGGGCAGCGCUAAGUGCAAGCUGGAAAAUGAAGACUUCAAUACUGUGGAUCAUCAUCCAGAAAACAGCUUGGCUACAGCUGGGCAAGAUGUAGUGAAUGAAUUAAGUCUUUCUAUGCAAAAUGUUCUGGAAGAACCUAUUAAUCUUUCGGUCAAAAAAUCUCAGUGUUGUACUUCUCCUUCUGAUCUGCUCAGCAAUAAUUCUGUUCUUCCUGUGAAUGCCAAGAUGAGACCACUUAGAAAUGAAGAAGAUUCCAAUAACUGCGAAAAGGAACAUUUUGAAAUGGUUAUGAAAGGCAAUCAGAAUGUCAGUGCUUGCCCUGGAGAGCUGAAGAUCCCCUAUGUGAGACUGGAACGUCUGAAAAUAUGUGCAUCAGAAUCUGGGGUGCUACCAGUUUUUAAACUCCAACCACAGGAGAGUGGGCAGGAGGGCAAUUUCCUCCUAAUAAUUGAGAAUGGAACCCAGUCUUCAAGUAUGGCUAUAAAGAUAAAUAAAGGUGGUUCACCUGAAGGACUGAAAUCCAAAGAGGAGAACUCAGAUGACAGAAAAUGUCUCGUAGCCCAGGCUGUGGGACAGAUAAAAUCCCCUGUAGAUACUCCAUCUGUUGAUCAGAAGCUCACCAAUGGCACCUCCAUCAUGAAAAAAUCUCCAGUUACUCAGGAAGUCAAUACAAUUGAGAACGAGGACUUCUGUGCCGUCUGUCUUAAUGGAGGAGAACUACUGUGCUGUGAUCACUGCCCCAAGGUCUUCCAUCUCUCCUGCCAUGUUCCAGCCCUACUCAGCUUUCCAGUGGGAGAAUGGGUGUGUACGCUCUGCCGUAAUCCAGUGAAACCAGAGGUAGAAUACGACUGUGAAAACACACGCUAUGCUCACAGUUAUAAUGCACAAUAUGGCCUUGAUGACUGUGAUCAGAAGAAGUGUGAAAAGCUGGUGCUUUCCCUGUUCUGCAGUAGUAUGAGCCUUCCGUUCCAUGAACCCGUCAGCCCCUUGGCUCAACAUUAUUAUCAGAUCAUCAAAAGGCCGAUGGAUUUGUCAAUCAUACGAAAAAAGCUGCAAAAAAAGGAUAAGUUCCACUAUUCUGCACCUGAGGAACUUGUGACUGACGUGCGUCUCAUGUUCUGGAACUGUGCAAAGUUCAAUUAUCCAGAUUCAGAGGUUGCUGAGGCUGGACGAUGUCUAGAUAUAUUCUUUGAGGGCAAAUUGAAAGAGAUUUAUCCGGAUAGGCACUUCCCUUCAGCGCAACAAGACGACAGUGAUUGUGAAGAGCUGGAGAGCCAGAACAGCAAAAUGCCCCCCCAGGAUUUUCACUGGCCAUCACAUGAACAGGAGUGUGUUCAACCUAAAAGGAGGCGGCGCCACGCUGUAAGACUGCAAAAACAAAAGCAUUUAGUUGCUAAGUGGCCACCCUGCUAAUUCUGUUUACAGCUACCGAUGGGAAGUUUUGACGGUGCUGUGUGGGAAAACUGUCAAGCUUCUAUCACAGAGAUGUGAUCAGUUCUACAGUUUUAUGUCAAGAUCCUCUCGGUGGAAUAAAGUGUCAGUUGUGUAUAAGUGCGUGAGAGUGAACAAGUGAAGUCUCUCAGGCCACGCAGUUAUCUUCCUAGCAGAAAACUCUGUCAAGUUUUUUUUUUAAAGACUAAGCCCUCUAGCUAUUCACUGUUUGUUUCCUUUGUACACAGGAAAGUGACAAAACUAAAAGAAUGACGUUUCAGACAGCUAACAGCCUUCCUCAGGUGUGACCUCCUGAAGAUACCGGAUUUGCAGUGAGGAAUCCAGCAGAAUAACUGACAGAGUUAAGGUGUGUGGGAGGAAAGCAAAGCACUCGGGCUGUUAAUUUAUAUUCUCCUACUCUGCUGACCAUAUGCCUUAUUUGUAGAUCUUGUGGAUAGAUAACAGAUCAAAAGUGUUUGAUUCUGUCAAUAUUCCAUCUGUUAAAUCACGUAUACGUUUUGCGAUGUUUACACUGAAGUACCAACGUUUUGGUGAUAGGUAAUGAUUAAUAAUAAAAGUAACAUGCUAAUAAUAUUUAAAAUUUCAGUACCACUUCAUAAUCUGUUCAGCAUGACAUCUCUAUUUUAUAGAACACGGGUAACCAUGUAAUAAUCUCGUAAUGACAGUGUGAAUAUCGGCCGCGCUUUGUGAUAAAUACAAUGUGUGGUCAUAAGACAUAAUCCUGUUGUCUUAUUCAAUGAUGUUUCUGGGAGCUUGACUGCUCGAGGCCUAUGGGAUACAGUCUAAUGUGAUUAUCUGAUUAGCUGUUUCUUUUGAAGCAGAGCGUUUUCAUUAAAUGACUAAAGAGCUAGUGCAUUAUGUGAAACUGCUCUGUGUGAGCUGCUGCUGAGUGCAUGCUGGAUGCUCGGUUUGCAAGGAGUGAUUCUCCUGGUAUUUAAUUCAUGCUCUGUAAGGGAGUGCAGAAUUUUUGAGGUCCUCAAAGGCAGCAUUACUACAUAACCCAGGCCAGCUGUUUUUCUUUAAAGCGGAUAACUUUAACUGUGGAGCAGUUUACAUGGUUAUAGAAGUGCCUAUAAAAUAACAUUGUGUACUUCUGAUUUUCUCUUAUUUCUGUUUAUUUCUUGUAGUCGUGAUGAUUAGCAGUGCUAGAAGAUGAUGGUAAUGUGUAUAUGUAGAAGCUCAUGCAGGAUGAAAGGAUGCCUAAGCUUUUGUUGUCCUAAAUGGCGCAUCGUAUUGGCAGAACAACUCCAAGGGCUGAAAGAGCAACUUUAGAGUUCACUGGAGCAAAGGAUAGCGUGUAAUUGCAAAGCCUAAGGGGUGGGAUAGGUAACAAAACAUGAUGCCUGAUCAGAGUGAUGGUUUGCAAGCUACUUUCCUCCUCUUCCAGAAGCAGAUGAGCCGGAUAUUCACAUGGCCAAUGCUUUCUCCCCGUGUAUGUGAGGAGCGUCUUCCUCUAUAGAGCUCUGCCUAGCAGUGUAAAGCUGGGCUGUGCUCUGGCUCUGAGAGAGAAGGGUUGUUGCAGAUCUCAUGCACAAUUAGAGUUCAUUUUAAUUAGCGUCCUGUAAAUAAAGAUGAUAUUUUCAGCUUAGUUUAUAAUGGGCUAUUUGGUCUGGUAACCAUGUAUGUUAUUUUAGAUAACACUUUAAAGUAAAGGUUUAUAUAUCAAAUAAUAAGAUGUGAAUGUUAUAUUCUGCUGUCUGUGACUUACUGUUUGCCAUUAACUUGGUAGUGACCUGAUGCUUUCCUUUCUUUGAAAAAAUAAAAUUCUGGUUAUUAUAAGCUGACUGGAAAACUGUGAGAUCAAAGGGAUACCCUUUACCAUUCCCAUGUGUGAAUUCUUAUGUGCUUGCUUUCUGUCAAACCUGUGUUCUCAAAACAGUAAGUAUCUUGGCACUUAGAAAUAAGUGCAGGUUUGUAACUGAAUUAAUCACCCUUAUCUGUGUCAUCUUUUCUCAGCUGGCAAUUAAUUCCUCUGCUAAAGACCAAUCUUUUAGCAUUAAUGGCGCAAAAAUGAUAUGCUGUAGCUUUCAGCUGGUGGUAAAGGUGGAAAUAGGAAAGACUCAUCACUUUCUUUUUUUUUUUCCUGGAGGAGUGAACAAGAACAUACUUUAUUUCGCAAAGGCUGUAAGUUUGUAAAUUGUAUCAUUAGUUUUGGAGAAUGCCUGUUCUAAUCAAAUGUAUCCAAGAUAUAUUUUCCCUUUAUUAAAAAUAGGAGUGCAUUAGUUUGUCAUCGUAUGUCAGAAAUUUGUCCGGAUGAGUUCUGGUGGGAUACUAUGGCCUGAGCACUCUUAAGGCUAACCUGUUUUUCUUGGGAUUACUUCUGUAAGACAUAGCAACAGUUUUUAAACAUAUUCAUGGACUACAUGUCAUGCUGGAAAGGAAAACAAAAACUGAAUUUGUAAGUAUGUCUUCACAUACUUUCACGCCCAAACUGUGGGUCAACAGCAUUCAGAAAGGGUAAUGUGAUGCUUGAGUGCUGUAAGCAUAACAUUAUGCUUUUCAGGAGUUGCCCUCAGAUUGCUGGCUUGAUAUGUUCUUUCUGCUAAGUGCCACACCACCAAGGCCUAUACAUUCUCAGGGAGUUUACUCUAUUGAAACCCAAUUACACGCUGGUACUGGCACUAAGGUAUGAAAGGAAGGAGAUCUCCCUUCUAAAAUCUAACAGCCCACGUGGCCCAAACAAAAGUGAUACAUUAUGUAGUUACUUUUCUUCUAUCACACAACCUGUUUCACAAUUCAGAAUGUAUAGGAAGGGAGAGCAAGGAGGAAUCUCCCAAGUUUUCCACUGGACUGCAGCAGAAACAAGUGCCAGGAACAUUGUGGAAACACCAGCAAAUGCACUAGGCUCCUGCAAAUGCAACCAAGGUCACAAUUUUUCCUUUUACCUUUUGUUACACGUGCAAUAGGAAAAUCAUCUUUAUGCUUAUGUGGCUGAGGUAGAGAAUAAUUGUGCUUCAGUAAUAAAUCUGUUGAAGAAGAAAUAACAAGCUACACAUUUGACUUUUAUACCCCUCCAGACAAUUUCAAAGGUAUACUUCCAGUAUCAUUACAGCAGAAUGAAUGACGUUACAGUUAAUACAAACAGGUGUUUAACAACUUAGAUUAUCAAGUGAUUGCAUAUUUAUAUAUGUAACGUGCUUUGCUGAACAAUAAAAUAUGUGAAACGUA